UAGGUGCAACCGCCCGCUUACGGCGUUCACGACACGUUGGCUUUCUCCAACAGCAGAACAAGCAGACCCAUCUGGCCUACUGGGAGGAGAUGGCCUUGGAAUCCUCGAUCCCUAUCGAUAUGGAAGAGACGGCCUCACGCUCGGGGGCCAGAGACGCGUCGCCAUUCCCCUCCCGCACGCCUGAACCAGCACCUUACCCAUCCGUGAAUAACGGCUUUGCUCAACCGCACAGGCGUCAACCACCGACGACGGACUUGAGAAAUGUGGUUUCGGGCACCUCGCUAGGCCAGUUCUCCUUUGCACCCGCAACGCGUACCACCGUGGUGACUACCACGACGACCACCACCACCAACUUCCCUCCACUGGUGAUGAAACCACCCCGAGCUACCAGGGACCUUGACCCUAAGCUAUACCCGUUGGCCUCAACCCCGACUCCAUCGUCUCUGAGAAACAUUAAAUUUGAGAUGGCGGGAAGGUCGGUUAUAUUCAAGGAGCCGGAAGACACUCUCGGCACCCUGGAGGAGCUGAAGGGACAGCAUGACGCAUUGAAGGAAUCGAAUGGUACCCUGAAGUCAGUAACCACAUACAACCCAUCCCAUGAAACGACCCUGCCCCGACGAUCUGCGCCCCCUAGGCUCUCCCGUCAGUCAUCCCGCAAUUGCUCCAGCUCCAGACGCCGUCCUGUAUCUCCGGUAUCCAUGUCAGACGCUGCCUAUACUGCGCACGGUACGCCUGCCUUAGUCGGGCCUGGUUCUUACGCGUAUCGGGGGGGUUCCCGACACAGGAGCGCCAUCCAUUCGCGUCCUGCAACAGUUGGUUUGGCUACGCCAGAAACAGAACAUAGCCAAAUCAUCAGCGAAGGUUCUCUAUCUCGACGAAGGAUUCGUGGUGGUAGCUUCCAUCGGAAGGAAAGUCUCUUACGCUCCCCGCUAUCCACAGAGACAGAGCAACACAGAGCCAAGCCCACUCCGAAUUCGACUCAUCCUUCUGGAAAGGGAAAGGAGAACUUCCGUACGGAGAUCUCGGGCCCCGACGAAGAAAUAACCGAAACCCGUACAGGCUCCGGAGAGCAGAGCCUCCAGGUUGCUGAAGCUGGCCAUAAUGUAGAAAAUGACAUUGGUGGUCCUGAUCUCGUGCAACAUGAGGUUGUCGAGACAUCUGCGGAUGUCUCACAAGAAGGUCCUUCUGUCUCCACCUCGCGUCUGACAGCCAUUGAUAGUGCCGUCGCGCAGGAUAUGUGCUUACCGAGUCCGAGCCUCUCUCCUGUGACGGCAAUGAACGCACAAAAUGCAGACUCAUUCUUCGAUUCAACGGAAGAUCAGGGGACAGAUACCGACUCGAGUUUCGAGAACCAUAUUCCCGCCGCGUCCAAGUCACUGGGCGUGCGGGACAUCGAUGCAGUAGUUUCUCAGAGUGCCGUGGCUGAGAACUCGUUUGCAGCUGUGGAUGGCCCAAGGUCUACUGGUUCCUUGAUGGAUAUCCCCGUUAUGCUGAACUUUUUCGACUCGGUGCCAGAUGAGUUGAAAACUUACCUGAUGUACCAGUUCUUGAGACGGUGUCCCAAGCCAACGCUACACUUCGUUGCUGAUGUCGUAAACCCGGCUCUUAAGUGUGAUUUCUUGGCUCUUCUACCGCCUGAACUUAGCUUGAACAUUGUCAAAUAUUUCGAUGUUCAGACUAUGUGUCGAGCGGCACAAGUAUCGAAGAAAUGGCGACACAUCAUCAACUCUGACGAGAAAACCUGGAAAGAGUUGUUCGACAGAGACGGUUUUGUCCUUCCUGAGGGAGAACUGCAGCGGGCUAUCAGAGAGGGCUGGGGCUGGCAGUUUCCCAAUGGUGUUGAUGACUGGGAGAAGGACCUGAGUUCGACUGCAGUCUCAAGAGCAGGUUCCGAUGCAGCUUCUGUGUCUGCCAUGUCGAUAAUAGGUGGACCCAAUGACAGACAGCUGUUAGGCCCCUCCUCGUCCCUUCGACGUCCUAAGCGAAAGGCUGCGGCUCGAGGUGGAAGUCGCAAAUCAGCAAAGAGAAAGAUUUCUACUUCCGAGGGUGAGAGUGCAGAGACCAUGGACUGCUGGAGGGAUGUUGCUGCUACCGAGGGUCCAUACGCAGCAGCUAAUGCUGCGGCUGCCGCAGUGCCAUAUCCUGACGUUGGGUUGCCAUCCCUCAGGAGUCUCCAUCUUUACAAGUCGCUCUACCAACGACAUCACUCCAUCCACAAGAGCUGGAUGCGACCCGAUAUUAAACCGAAGCAUAUUGCUUUCCGUGCUCAUGAUCGCCAUGUGGUCACCUGUCUGCAGUUCGAUACCGAUAAGAUCUUGACCGGCAGCGAUGACACCAACAUUAACGUAUACGACACUAAGACCGGUGCCCUUCGAGCCACACUCGAAGGUCACGAGGGUGGUGUAUGGGCGCUGGAGUAUCUUGGUAACACACUGGUCUCUGGCUCUACCGACAGGUCUGUACGGGUGUGGGAUAUCGAGAAGGCCAAGUGCACGCAGAUCUUCCAAGGACAUACUUCCACGGUACGUUGUUUGCAGAUCCUUCUGCCAGCGGAAGUAGGCAAACGUGCCGAUGGCUCGCCUGAGAUGAUGCCAAAGGAACCAUUGAUCAUUACUGGUUCUCGUGACUCCAAUUUGCGCGUCUGGAAACUUCCGCAGCCUGGCGACCCGCAGUAUUUUCAGGCCGGUCCUCAUGCAGACGAUGCUGAUUGCCCAUAUUUUGUCCGUGUACUUACAGGACAUCAGCACUCGGUCCGCGCGAUCGCAGCUCAUGGCGACACUCUGGUUAGUGGAAGCUAUGACUGUACGGUCAGAGUGUGGAAAAUAUCCACUGGAGAGACGCUCCACAGGCUCCAGGGCCAUACUUUGAAAGUGUACAGUGUGGUUCUUGACCACGAAAGGAACCGUUGCAUCAGCGGAUCAAUGGAUAAUAUGGUCAAGGUUUGGUCUCUUGAGACCGGCUCUCUCUUGUACAACCUCGAGGGCCAUACUUCUCUCGUGGGACUCCUUGACUUGAAAUGCGACCGUCUCGUCUCAGCAGCCGCGGAUUCAACAUUGCGGAUCUGGGAUCCUGAAAAUGGCCAGUGCAAGAGUACGUUGAGCGCCCACACCGGUGCGAUCACGUGCUUCCAGCAUGACGGCCAGAAGGUCAUCUCUGGAUCAGAUCGAACGUUGAAGAUGUGGAACGUGCGUACUGGAGAAUGUGUGAAGGAUCUCCUUACCGAACUUAGCGGUGUGUGGCAGGUCAGGUUCAACGACCGCAGAUGCGUUGCUGCCGUUCAACGGGAUCACCUGACUUACAUCGAGGUUCUCGACUUUGGAGCUUCUCGAGAUGGAGUGCCGCCACAUCGUCUAGGCAAACGUAUAGUCGUCAAUCAGAGGGGCCAAGAAGCCAGUGAGGAUGACGACGAUUACGAUAUCUCCGAUUCGUGAGCUGUCUUUCAUAGUGAUGGCGUUGCGUACUCGCAUCCUGUUCUGGUGAUCAGCGGAUUCAUUGUGUCUAAUUUCCAGCGUCGAAAGAGACGC
Messenger RNA from Paecilomyces variotii, 3524 nucleotides. Its product is annotated as cell division control protein Cdc4. Gene Ontology annotation, cellular component: cytoplasm; nucleus. The record is from RefSeq and is a predicted model, not a curated record. Gene Ontology annotation, biological process: proteasome-mediated ubiquitin-dependent protein catabolic process; ubiquitin recycling. The transcript is spliced from 3 exons. Lineage: Eukaryota; Fungi; Ascomycota; Eurotiomycetes; Eurotiales; Thermoascaceae. Gene Ontology annotation, molecular function: ubiquitin binding. The coding region runs from base 90 to 3431 and encodes 1113 amino acids.